CAAAUGCAUGUAGGACCAUUGUCUCUGUCUCCUCUAUGUAUUUGCUAUUCAUGCAAUAGUGUAUUCAAUAACAAGAACCAAACUGUUCAAACUUCUACAUACAGGGUUCUUAAAGUUGAGUCCACAAUUAGUCACAAUCUUGGCUAAAAUUUAAAGACUUUUUGGGAAGAAAGAGAUGAAAAACCAACUAACUUCUUCCUGUGAUGAUGAUGACGAGUAUGAGUUAUCUAGAAUGGUUCAUUGCUGGUGGCGUUCGGCUACCAAGUUUGAUGAAUGUGCUAAGCUCAAGUUUGACCUUCCCAACAUUUCAAGUCUAACACCUAGGCUUAAAGUGCUAAGGGAGCUGGAAAGGUUGGCUUUGGUUGCACCUGAUGGGCUUCAUGAGCUUCGGCACAAGCUGCUCUCGUAUCGCUCGGGUGAUUUUUGGGUUCCUAUAGGAGGGAUCAGCAAGGAAGAGAUGGAUAUCCCACCAACUAUUACAAUUCUCUUGGUGGGUUUCACUGGUUCUGGCAAAAGCUCACUUGUAAAUCUUAUGUACAGUGUUCUUGGACGCUCUGGACUCAUACCCUUUGCUCAAACAGCACUAGGUAGUUCUUCGGAUUUCACUACUAUGUUUUUGGAAGAGCACAAUGUGUUGAGGUCCACACAAAGUGGGUUUUGCGUUUAUGAUUCAAGGGGCUUUGAUUAUGCUCAAAUGGGUGAGAAUCUUGAAGAAGUGUCCAAUUGGAUGACUGAGGGGGUUCAUCAUAAUCAGCCAUGUUUAAGACCGGGAGAUGAUGCAUUGACAAAAGCUGAUACCGAAAUUCUUACCUUGAAAUCAUCUCCAAGAUACGUGAAGAGGAAAGUGAAUUGCGCAAUGGUUGUGGCUAACAUAGCAGAGAUCUAUAAAGCUUCAAAAGCUGGUGAUUUUAAGCCACUGGAGGCUAUUAGAGAGCUCUUCUGCUGUCCUGUUUUACGAAAAUCCAAUGAGGACCCUUUCUUGAUCUUGACACAUGGUGACUUGUUAUCAACGGAGGAAAGGAUCGAAGGUCGACUGAAAAUAUGUGAAUGGCUAGGCGUAUCAGAGACUACUGGGGUGUAUGACAUUGUGUGCCUCACAGAGUAUGGAUAUCUUGCAGAAGAUUCAGACCCCGUCACAGCCUAUGCCUUAACUGAAGCUGUUUAUAGAGGUUUGCUCAUAUCAGAUAGGGGCCACUUUCCAAAGAAAAACCUUUGGGAUUGGGCAGCGCUCAUAUUGUCGUGGCUUAUGUGCUUCUUUGCUGUUUUCUUCACUUUCCUUGCUGAUAUUUGCUCCAAACUUGGACAGAGGGAUAGACUGAAACGGUGAAGGAUGUUGCUCCAUAGUGCUAGGAAGCUUUUGUUAGUCUUUAGUUUAGAGUAACAGUACACUAAUGUGUCUUUUGCUAUUUGUUGUGUGAGGACUAGGUCAGAUUUGAUAUUGGCUAACUCGAAUAAGUGUUCUGUAAAUAAAAUAUUGAAACACUUUAUGAAUUCUAAUUUAUCUUCUGAUUAUGGGAUGUACCCUUGACCCCAUGAGUCAA
Quercus robur (English oak) is the source of this 1541-nucleotide messenger RNA. RefSeq lists its product as uncharacterized. The record is from RefSeq and is a predicted model, not a curated record. The transcript is spliced from 3 exons. Lineage: Eukaryota; Viridiplantae; Streptophyta; Magnoliopsida; Fagales; Fagaceae. The coding region runs from base 176 to 1327 and encodes 383 amino acids.